UCGCUUCUCUGUCGGAUGUGUGUGAACGCUGAAUGUUGACAUUCAACAUGGCGGCAUGUCGUCAGUGCUGUGCUGUGUCGUGCUUGUGUCAUUGUUAGUUUAGGACACUUCUGAAACUAAGGCUCACUGUAAAUUUCACAUUUAAAAGCUGAAGAAGGAAACGCUAUUAUAGAAAUAUUGGAAGAGAACACAACCAGACUCAGCACGCAUUGAAGACAUCUGAGGAUUUUCAAGUCAACAUUUAUCCUUUAAAUCUCCUAUGUUUUUGAUUUACUUCUUUUAUAAAGAAUGACUGAUGUUUAAAAAGAAAACACAGUUGUUCUAGUGCACGCUAAAUUGAGUAUUUAUCAAACAGUUGUUAUAAUAUUCAAACAUAUACGUAUGGAAAGUAUUGACAGUAUAUGGUGUGCUAAGAUUUUGUACUUGUAUUAAGUCAUAAAUCAACAAUUAACUGCAUCGUUCAUUUGUAUAUUGUAUACACAACAAGCUUUGUAAGCAAGAAAUAGGUGAGCUAAUAUAAUAGUGACCGUGAUUGCGAUUGCGGCUGAGAUUGUGCUACUCUGCUUGGUUGAUAGAACAUCUUUAUCUGCGUUUAUAAGGAGUGCCAAGUUUGUGUCGAGCUACUGCGGUACUCUCUAUUAAAUAAUUGAUGAUAUAUGUGUUAAAAUACUUUGAAGAGACCUCACUUUCACUUCCUGGUCACAAAGGAGUCUGUAUUUCUGCAGCAUUUCAAAGAGCCAUUCUUCCUCUUCAUUAAGUUCUUAUAACAUUAUAAUAGUGAACAAAGAUAUAAGGUACCAAGAACCGUUCUGUGAUAUCUAUGUUAACACUUAAAUAAUUGAAAAAAGACUAAAAAUUUCUAAAUAUAAGUAUAUAUAUAAAUAUAUAUAUAUAUAUAUACAUAUAUAUUGUGGUGAAACAGAAGUGUGAACAUAAAAGGAAUUAAGUAAUUGUUUCAAGAGAAGAAGAGCAAAAUUAUACGUAAAUAUUAUAUAUAAUACACACUGCGCAAAUUGAGAAGACAAUGUCCAACAAUCCUCAGUGGAAAACGUUCCAGCCGCCAAUCAUGAACUCUGACCCAGCAAUACUUGAUUACAAGUCUAUGGCUAUACCAAGUCCUAAAGCCAUAACAGGAUCUCAUCAACCGACAACUAACAACUAUCGUAAUGGUACCAAUUACAGUGGUGAUCAUUAUAUGGGUUCACCUCCUGAAUGCGGUAAAAAUUCCAACUAUGGAAAUUAUCCUGGUGCACAAUCGUCGCCCCGCAAUGGCGCUACGAGAUUUUCAUUUGAAUUCACGAGCAUAGAAACAAAUGCUGGUUACACUAGUGAACCUGCUACCAAUAAUUCUACCUAUCAAGAUCAAUCUGCGAAUCAAGGAACACGGGAAACUGGCAUAAUUGAGAAAUUAUUACAUUCUUAUGGAUUCAUACAAUGCUGCGAAAGACAGGCGAGACUGUUUUUUCAUUUUAGCCAAUUUAGUGGUAAUAUUGAACAUUUGAAGAUUGGAGAUCCUGUGGAGUUUGAAAUGACUUAUGAUCGGCGAACAGGCAAGCCUAUCGCAAGCACCGUUAGUAAAAUUGCUCCAGUGGCAUUGGGUGAUCAACGAUGCAUUGGUAAUGUAACAACGGAGUUACAAGCGAGUGGUGAUUCACAAGGACGUAUCAGUUACGAAAAUCGUGGAGAAUGUUUUUUUCUGCCAUAUACCAAAGAUGAUGUCGAAGGAAACGUUACUUUGCGUGCUGGUGACAAAGUUUCAUUUCAAAUUGCUACUAAUCAACGAGGAAAUCUGGGUGCGUGUAAUGUGAGAUUGGAGAAUCCAGCGCAUCCAGUUCGAUAUCGCGGUGUGGUGUGUUCUAUGAAAGAAAAUUUUGGUUUUAUCGAGCGUGCUGAUGUAGUCAAAGAAAUAUUCUUCCACUUUAGUGAAGCUAAGUCUAUGAAAGAAGAACUUAGACUAGGAGAUGAUGUGGAAUUCAUAAUACAAACACGCAAUGGAAAGGAGGUGGCUUGCAACAUCACAAAAUUACCACCUGGUUCAAUUAUAUUUGAGGAAGUCAGUAAUGAAGUUGUGAAAGGACAAGUGUUGAAGCCUUUGGAGAGAGGUACUGCUGCUCGUCAUCAAAAUGAUCCCUUACCUGGACGAAUUCGAUACAGAGACAGUAAUCAUUCUGAAGUGGAAGUACCAUUUGGUGACAAAGAUCAAAAAGGCGACUUCACCCUUAGGCAUGGAGACUGGGUUCAAUUUCGUAUUGCGACGGACACUAGAGAUCAACUUAAAAGAGCUACAGAGAUAAUGUUAUUACCAGAAUCUUUCACUGUAUCAGGUGAAAAACGAGAGCAAGGUGUUAUACAAUCUCUCAAAGAUGGAUUUGGCUUUAUUCGUUGCGUAGAAAGAGAACUCAGGCUUUUCUUUCACUUUAAUGAAGUUCUUGAUGUUGAUAGAGAAAUUAGUGUAGGAGAUGAGGUCGAAUUUACAGUCAUACAAGAUCCUUCGUCAUCAUUUUCUAAUAAUCGACAAAGUGCUAUUAGAUUGAAACAUUUGACGAUGGGUACUGUAUCGUUUCAAACUAUUAUAGAAAAGGAUAUAUUAGGUACUGUAAUACAAGAUACAAAUUCAAUGGAACCUGGCCUUAUUGGUUAUGGCCAACAGAAAAGCAUUAUUUUCUUCUCGAAAGAUUGUGACCCUAAGCAUAUUCCAAAAUUGGGCGAUAAGGUGAUGUUCAAUAUUGUUCAAGUAAAACGAAAUAAAGAGCUUGUAGCCGAAGACAUAUUUUUAGUAAAUGCUGCUGGUGAAAAAAUUCAAAAUGUUAACAAAAAAUCAAAUGGACAAGUUUGUCAAGGUUUUAUAGCUGCUCUUAAAGAUGGAUUUGGCUUUAUCGAAACAGUAAAUCAUGAUAGAGAAAUAUUUUUUCACUUCAGUAAUUUUGAAGGAGAUGCUAAUACAUUGGAAUUGGGAGCCGAUAUCGAAUUUACAAUUGGUAGUUCUAGUAAUGGAAGAGGAUCCGGUGGUUGUGUAGCUGCCGAUCAUGUUAAACUGGUACCACGCGGAAGUAUUCCGAGGCCUACGGCAAUUAGCGAGGUCCUAGAUGGUACUGUGAUACGACCAUUACGAAGUGCAAAUCCCGAGCAGAUUGAGUACGCUGGUUUGAUCAAAAUUAAUCCAUCUAACGAGGACGAGGAAACGCCGGAAUACGAAUUCGGACUUAUGGGACUUUCUAACAAGCGGGAGCUAUUACAAGCUGGUGAUCCUGUGCAACUACAAGUUGAUUCAGACGGUCAUGCUUGCAAUAUCGUAGCCGUCAGAAAAAAAAGAAGAGCAACCGUGGAUGCGGUGAAAGGUCCCUUCGGUUUUCUCGCUUAUGAAGUCGAUGAGGGUAAGAAGUUAUUCUUCCAUAUAAGCGAGGUUCGGGACCACGCUACGUUGCAACCGGGUGAUCAGGUGGAAUUCGUUUUGGUUACUAAUCAACGCACUGGCAAAUCAUCGGCGUGCAACGUGACUCGUUUAAGUGAUGCUGUUCAACAACGACCCGAGCGUUUGAUAAGCCGAUUGCGUACUAUAUCGUUGGAAGACUCAGGUCCAAAAUUAACUGUGGUCAGACAACCAAGAGGUCCCGAUGGCACGCGCGGAUUUAGCCAGGAAAGAUGCCAACACACUCCUGGUGCCAUAGAAGAGUAAUGCGCUGUGAGACAUUUAUUGAUUAUUCAAAUUGUAAUCUACAAUUUGUUUUUUAGUUCAUACACUUCGAUACCAAGAUUACUAUUUUAAGCAUGGUCAUAAAAGUUUGCCAAAUUCAGACUAAUGCAACAACAAUAAUUAUGAGAUAGUGAUCUGGAAUUGGAUGGUGGUGAAUGAGGGCCAGAAUAAUAUAAAAGUAAAAAAAAAGAAAGAAAAGAACAACGACUUAUUUUAUCACCUCAUAAUGGAAGAAAACGAAAGGCAGUUUGUCUUAUUCUUAAGAUAACAUUAGAAUUUCAAUACGUAAUUGGUUUAUCUCUUUAAUUUCCCGCGUCUUCAUGAAUUUAUUACUAAGCUAUAUUCGAUGUUAAUUUUCUAAACAUAAUCAAUAGUUUAUAGGAUUCAUCGAAAUUUUUUAUUAGUAUGUUUAUUUUCAUAGACGUUCGGCCAACAUAUAUCAAUUCGUUUUGUUAUUUUGAAAAAUAAUGGAGUAUAGUAUCCCAGAGUAUAUACUUAGAUGUUGAGCUGCUGACUACCUAUUUGUAUACUCUAAGACGAUAUCUUAUCUCUGCCUUUAUAUAAAAAUAUAUUCUUACACAUUAAUACAAUCUUUAUUUGCAUGAUUUUCUUCGAACUUGUUUUACUUAUUAUGUACUUUAUACGCAUGGUAUAUAUGUGCAAUAAGUAAAAAAAGAAAAUAUUUGAAAAAAUUAUAUGCAAAUGCAAAGAAUAUAUACGAGAUUUAAUUGUAAAAUUGAGGGAAAAUAAUCUGUACUAUAUAAUUCAUUGGGAUUAAUUGUAUCAUUUUAUCACGUCAGAAGCUAUAUGGUUUGUUAUAACGAAUUAUAAUACUGAGUGUCA
Messenger RNA from Nylanderia fulva, 4537 nucleotides. It is a transcript of the gene Unr, whose product is annotated as cold shock domain-containing Unr. Lineage: Eukaryota; Metazoa; Arthropoda; Insecta; Hymenoptera; Formicidae. The record is from RefSeq and is a predicted model, not a curated record. Gene Ontology annotation, molecular function: nucleic acid binding.